Physella acuta is the source of this 819-nucleotide messenger RNA. RefSeq lists its product as uncharacterized. Gene Ontology annotation, molecular function: GTP binding. NCBI's taxonomy places the organism in Eukaryota, Metazoa, Mollusca, Gastropoda, Physidae. The record is from RefSeq and is a predicted model, not a curated record.
AUGGCCGAUUUCUACAAACUGCUUUUGGUAGGUAGAACAGGAAAUGGUACGAGCUCAACUGGGAACUCUAUUAUUCCAGGAAAACCAUUUCCUCUGACAUCUAACACCAUGAUAAAACAUUCAGGCGUUGUAAACGGUAUCAAUGUAGAGGUGGUUGACGGCACUGGCAUAGGGGAUGUGGCUGAAGAUUUAAACGGAGAUAUGAAGACAUUGGUUCUUGAUGUGGAGAGUAUGUUUAACAACAAACUCUCGCGGUCGUUCACGGCUUUGGUCCUGGUGUUGAAGUUAGGUACAAGAUUUACCAACCAAGAGAAGGAAAGCGUGAGAAUUGUCAAGUCGAUAUUUGGGGAGGAUGUUUUUAGAAAGUGUGGGAUCAUUCUCAUGACGUAUGGGGAUAAUUAUAUCAAUGAAGAGAGCGGAAGUUUUGAUGUUUGGAUUCGCAAUCAGUCUGGAAAUUUCAGGACUCUCUUGGAGGAAUGCGAAUUCAGGUGUGUGAUGUUCAACAACAAAACUAGAGACGAGGAUAAGGUGAGAGAACAGGUUGAUAAGCUGAUGUCUGCUGUUGCACAGGUCAAGUACACACCAUACACAUCACGUGACUUUGAUAACGCCAAACGUAUUCGACAGCGACUCAAAUACAGUAAACCUACACAGAAAGUUGGAGAUUAUAGUUACAGCACUAACACGACUGACAAACAAAUGCUUAUCCCAACAGUUGCACGAUGUUCCAAACGAAAGACAUUGAUUAUUGCGUUGAUCGUGGUAGUUGGUUUAAUCAUUUUAAUUACUGUCCUUGCUGUUAAAUUGAGUGAAAAGUAG